This is a messenger RNA of Aquila chrysaetos chrysaetos, 3483 nucleotides long. It is a transcript of the gene SPINT1, whose product is annotated as serine peptidase inhibitor, Kunitz type 1. Lineage: Eukaryota; Metazoa; Chordata; Aves; Accipitriformes; Accipitridae. The transcript has 11 exons. The record is from RefSeq and is a predicted model, not a curated record. Gene Ontology annotation, molecular function: protein binding; serine-type endopeptidase inhibitor activity. The coding region runs from base 214 to 1731 and encodes 505 amino acids.
UUUUUUUCCUCCUCUCUCAGGAAUUGGUUUUCACUUCCUGCACUCUCAGUGCCUUUGUCUCCGCCGGACGCAGCUGAAGGCACACACCUGAGGGGUGAAGGCACCGGGUUGGGGGGGGGAAUAAGGGGGACAGCCUGUUCCCAGCAUCGGUUUCACCAGAGACCACCCAGGAAAGGAUUAAGGUCUCAAAGCGGUGAAGAUUGGGGCGCCAAGAUGGCCAGAGGGAGUCCAGGUCCACGGCUUGCGCUCUGGAUCUGCUUGGUGCUGGCAGCGGACUUCGGUGAAGGACAGGAGGAAAAACCCUUCGGUGAAACGUGCCUGGAAGACUUUACGGCAGGGGUGCCAGAUUUGGUGCUGGAUACAGACGCCUCCGUCCAGAAUGGAGCCACUUUCUUGUCGUCCCCCACGGUCCGUCGGAGCAGGGACUGCGUGACAGCCUGCUGUAAGGACCCCGCUUGCAAUCUGGCUCUCGUGGAGCAGGUCCCGGGCACUGAGGAAGACCACAUCCAGGGCUGCUUUCUCCUCGACUGCCUCUACGAGCAGGCUUUCGUCUGCAGGUUUGCCAGGAAGAUGGGCUUUCUCAACUUCUUGAGGAAGGACGUGUACGAUUCCUACCUGGCAAUGCAGGAUCACGGAUCUAAUGAUGACCAUCCUCCAAUAGCCCGCACUGGCAUGGACAUGAGGGUGCAGCCGGGGGAACCGGUGAUGCUGAGGGGCACAGAGAGCACGGAUGACCGAGGGAUAGUCAGCUAUGAAUGGAAGCAGGUCUUCGGCGACCCCUCCGUGGAGAUGAAGAAGCACGAAGAAGAUCAGGUAGAAAUCUCCAACCUACAGGCGGGAACUUACAUCUUCCAGCUUACUGUCACAGACACCGCACAACAGCAAGGCUUCACCAACAUCACCAUCAUGGUGCUGAAUUCUGAGCAGACUGAAGAGCAUUGUUUGAGUCCUAAGAAGGUUGGUUGGUGUCGGGGGUCUUUUCCACGUUGGUUUUACAACCCGACCCUUCAGCAGUGUGAGGAGUUCAUUUUCGGUGGCUGCAAGCCCAACAAGAAUAACUACUUACGGGAAGAGGAGUGUAAACUCGCCUGCAAGAAUGUUAGAGGUUCUGUUGGUGGGCGACAACAGCCAGUGUGCAACGGGAACUGUCAGUCCCCCUUCUUCAGAUGCAAGGAUGGCUGCUGCAUUGAUGCCUAUCUGGAGUGUGAUGAAACUCUUGACUGUGCUGAUGGAUCGGAUGAGAUGUGUUGUGAACAAUAUGCUCGUGAGUUCAAUAGACUGCAGAAAAUCAACGUCACACGUAAGCAAGGUCACUGUGUGGACUUGCCUGAUACUGGACAGUGCACCGAGAGCAUCCCCCGCUGGUACUAUAACCCAUUCUCUGAGAAAUGUGACCGCUUCACCUAUGGGGGCUGUGGUGGCAACGACAACAACUUUGAAGAAGAGGAAGACUGCAUGAAAUCAUGUUCAGGCAUCACAAAAGCAGAUGCCAUUGGCCGGAGAUGGGAAUCAUUUGAGUCUCAAACUGCUAUCUUAAGUGCCUUUGAGGUAGUCAUUGCCGUGCUCCUCGGGAUCUGCAUCAUGGUGGUCCUGGCAAUCAUCGGCUACUUCUUCCUGAAGAACAGGAAGAAGAGCCGCCGUCGUCAGCCGACCACUGCUACCAACUCAACCCUCUCCACCACAGAGGACACUGAGCAUCUGUUUUACAGCAGUGCCACCAAACCAGUCUGACCUACGGGCUCUCUCUCUCCAGCCCAGCACUGGGGCACUCCCAGAAACUUCUGGAGUUCUGUUUUUAGACACAGGCCUGUGCCUGAAGCACACUUUCUCUUUGAAGACAUUUGUAGCAUGAGGCCAAGAUCUAGCCGUGACUUGGCAGUACUAGUGUUUGUGAUUGUCUUGGCUAAACGGCUGCUCUGGAAAGUGAAGAUCUGGGAGCAGUUUGCUGCUCUCUGAUGUCUAUCCUUUCCUGACCUCAAACAAUCCAGUGAAAACUCUGAAUGACAUCUUUCUUCCUGCUCAGACCUGGAGCACAGCUCCACUCAACUUACUGAAGGACCCUGGGACUGGAUCUGUGUAGCAUUCACGUGGUGAAUGGUGCUAGUUCACCAGAGCCAGAAGUUUUUUGUUUGCAGUGCCACUUUCUUCCACCCAACCUCGUAUUUUCCUCCCUUCCCCCCAGUCCUCUGCAAGGUGGCUCUACAGGCCAGCAGUCCUCCUGGUCGCGGUGAGCCUCUUGAGGGCUGUGUGAUUCACGUAACCGUCUGGCCUGUUCUGAGAGCUCUGGAACACUCCAGUGGUUCCCGUUUCUGAGAUGGAAGGAAACAGAAAUACCUGCUUUAAUCACUAGGGUUUGCUUUUUGACAUAAAAGCACACCUAGAUUUUUUUCUGCCUGGCUGCCAUGUUGCAGUCUCCUGCGUACAGUACGUAUCCGCCAUUUUCUCUCUGUAAGUUGCCCGGGUUGCUUUUCCAGUAUUCAGUCUGCCCCCAAACACCUCGACAAAAUAUCUAUUUAUUCUCAGAUGAAAUGAAAGGAAAUGUCCCUACUCUUCCUGCUGAUGGUGAGGGCAGGGUGGAAGGACCCAGCUCCCUCGCGGCUGGACCUUUGCUGCAGCUUUGAUUUUCCUGCACUCUCCUCCGAGCGCGCAGCCUGACCUGAGCCCCUGGCAUCCCUCAGAGCACAGGAGCGGGCUGGGUACCGCCAGCUGAUGUCCCCAGGCUUCCUCACUCCUGCUGGCCAGAGCCCUCCGGGUGCAAGAUGAGCCCAGCCCCGGGAGGUCCGGAGCUGAUCCCCGGCCCCGUGGCAGCUUGUGAUCUCCCCACCUCGGUGAGAUCCCGUGUGUUCCCCUGUAGGCUGUUUGCAGUGGGGUGCUCCCCAGUUGUGUACUGCUGCAUCUCUGUUGUUCAGGUCUUGUACCUCUGGGAGCUGCGGACUUCUGCUGGGGGCAGAAGCUGCUAUUUCUGAAGUGCCUGGUAUGCCUUGACGGCUGUGGGGUUAGCACCGGUCCCUCAACUCCUGGUGCCUGCUGCUUUUGGAAAACUCCUGCUGUGACGAGAGAGGAAACGGGUGCGUGUUUGUGUGUGUGUGUGCGCGCGCGCGCGUGCGUAAGAAGCGUAAAUCUAUGUACAGAUUUUAGUUCAAAUGCUUGGACCCUUUCAGGGCCGAGGGCAGAGUGGCUCUGGAAGGCUCUGGUGAAGCCAUGCCCGGCUCGGGGCACGGCUCAGGUCUUCUCAAGCGCAGAUCCAGGAGAGCUACCUCGUUGAGCUACCGAUGCCUGGGCUGGAAGGGAAGAAACCACUGCCCGUAGCCUGCUGGCAAUCUGACUGCAUGCUUCUGUCCAUCACAGGCAUCUGCCUCAGUGUCCCUGGGGCUGGUCAGAUUCCUCCAUGGCUUUUCAUGACCUGUCUCAUAUCAUUUCUUCCAUCUCUUUGUUUUUCCCACAGCCUAUCAUGGCCUUUAUGCAAUAAACAUAACAUCUUGA